Messenger RNA from Frieseomelitta varia, 2484 nucleotides. RefSeq names its product zinc finger protein 567-like. The transcript has 4 exons. Bases 984 to 2126 code for a protein of 380 amino acids. NCBI's taxonomy places the organism in Eukaryota, Metazoa, Arthropoda, Insecta, Hymenoptera, Apidae. The record is from RefSeq and is a predicted model, not a curated record. Gene Ontology annotation, cellular component: nucleus.
GGGGAGAGUGCGCGUUCCUGAUCAGUAAUAGCACACUUUCAUCGUGACGAGGAAAGUGAGCGAGCCAAGUGAGUCGUUUGAUCCACGCCGUGGAGGAAUCAUCCACGCCGUGUGUAUAAUGCACGGUAACACACAGGAGUGCGCGCGUGUCCAUAAAGAUCGUGUGCACGAGGUAUAGAGAGGCUGUGCAGAAGAGAGGAGAAGAGAGGUGGCCAAGAGCGGAGAAAGGGAGAAACCGUCUCUCUCGUUGGAAUUCCUUUCGAUAUUCGCGAACAAUCGUCGUCUUUUUCUACCCGUGUGGAUCAGGGUGUAGAUCAGGGUGGGGUGCUGGUUAAGAAAACGAAUUGCUCGAGAAAGUCUGAAAAGAAAAAAAAAAAAAGAUCAAUCAUCAUCAAUUACAGGGCUUGUAUUCAUAGAGAUACGUGAAACGCAUUUAUAUACGAAUAUACAUCUUUGCGUACGCGUAUACGUACGUGCCUAAAUAACAAAGAUCGUUUGAUAGCGAACAAAAUUAUCUAACGUCCGAUAAAUAACGUCGUUGAAUAAUCGCUGGAUAGAGAAAUGAUACGCGGAGCCGCGUGUCGACUCGCCCUUUCCAAACGAAGGAGCGUGAGGUGGAUGAAUCAUUGAAACGGUCUCUGACGCAUCGAAUAAAAGAGGGAGGCCAACGAGGAGUCAAAGCGGAGCAAGGUUGCAAGCCACAGAAGUAAGAACCCGUUUCUACAACAGAAAACUGCUUCGAAAUUCAACACGUGUCUUUUUGGAUCUUGGAGCUAAGCAUGUAUCUUUUCAUCUCUUUGAAAUUUUUCAAAUAUUACGGAUAUAUUAAAAUAUUGUUUGCCAUACCUUUGGCUUUUACAAAAUUUACAAAAUCAACUUGUCAGUUAUUUUUAAAAGUCCAAUGCCUGCGAUGCUAACAGGAUGCUAAAACGUUUAAUCACAAGUUUAAUCAUAGGUUGAGAUCAAAUCUUAACAAGUAUUCAAUGAUGAGUAAAAAUAAUGAAAAUGGCAUAUCCCUGACGGCACCUCCAGCCAUCCAUGUUGGUCCUAUAGUGAAUCCAGCAACCAACGAAACCAUCUCUAUUGUUAUUCCAUUAUCAGCUCAGUUGGCUACCGUUACCAGUCAGAAAAUUGAGAAAUCUUGCAAAGAUUGUACCAAGGAUGCCAAACAGUCCUCCAAUAAUGUACAUCCUCGGCUAAGGAAUGAUAAAACCAAAGGAUGUCCUUAUCCUGGUUGCACUAGGUACGGAAGAGCCUUCUCCAGAGCCCACGAUCUGAAACGACAUAUUGCUCGUCAUGAAAUGAGGAAAGAAAAGCUGUCCGAUUACGAAAAUUGUGCUGUGAUCAAUAAGCAACAGCAAGGUGGGAAAGAAAGUAACGAGAAUGUAACAAAUGGAAUCAUUGAUAGACAACAUGUGGUUUGGAAUGACGAAUCACGUGAGAGCAAAUCUUACUCCUGUUUACAUUGCAAGAAGAAGUAUACCAGUGAGAUCAAGCUCAAGGCUCACAUGAACUCUCACGAAAAGAUUCCAGAUAAGAAUGUGUGUGCUUUGUGUGGAACCUGUUCCCGGAAUGAGGAGGAAUUACAAGAGCACAUGAAACAACAUACGGCGAACAUGUUGGAAGCUCAAACAGCAUUGGAAAAAUGUGAGAAACAGCAGCCAGACAAAGAAGACGAUUUCCUGCUGGAGGAGAUGUUACUUUUGAAUAAGAAUCCACGAAGAGUUACGCAAUCAGGGAAAAAUAAUACGAAUGCAGCGUCAAAGAUAAGAUGUGAUUACUGUUCCAAGACAUUCAAGACCAAAUGGACGUUGAGUUCCCAUGUAGCAGCUCACGAGGGCCGUUUCCAAUUCGAUUGCCAUCAAUGCGGCAAGAAAUUCGUCAGGAAGAGUCACUAUGAGGGUCACAUGAGAUCUCACGAAGCAGCGCGACCUUAUGUCUGUGAACAAUGCGGGAAAACGUUUAAAGAACUGAAGCACAGGAGGGAACAUACUAAGAGAAAGCAUCCUACUAAUCAGAACGCGAUUCAAACGCUGUUGGACAGCAUCAGUCCAUGCGUGUCGGAAGAAUUGCCGGUGGACCAGACAAAAUUCACACUUUUGAUGCCGGUUAAUUUCUCUGUCUAGAGUCUUCUCUAACUUGAUUUCCCCCUAAAAUAAUGCAACGUGAUUAGACGAAUGUGUAAUUUUUUUAUUACUUUACAAUUAACUAACUUAAUUCUAUUCUUUCAUCUAUUCUAUAAUUUCAUCUCAAACGUCAACAAAUUUUCAAAUUCAAUUCGGUAUGAAAAUUUUAGAUCUUUUUAGUGGAACGAAAUUGACGAAAUCGGAGUUUCGACGAGGAAAAACUGGCAAAGGGCUGAUGCUGUUCUUUUAUAGUAGGAAGAUUGUUAAAUUAUUAUUUGAUACUCGAAAAACGAUUGUUAUAUAUAAUUUUAUUAUAAUGUAAUUUCGACUGUAUACGAUUAAAGUGAUCUUAAAUUUC